UUAGCGUAUCUUGUGACUUGUUGUUGCAUAGUUGAGGAAGUUUCGUGAACAAACAUUAGGCGUACUUAUCAAAAAAGAUCUUUAGCGUGUUCUUUCUUGAACGCGGUCACAAACACCAAACGAAAAAUAGAAGGAAUAAUUGCUGUUCCAAUCAGCAACAGAAAAGAAAUCCGAACCUUUCGUUGUUUUUAUGAUAAAUCUUGUUUGUGUUGCAUUUAGAAUAGCCCAGGCAUAAACAACAUCAAAGAGUUCCGCUCUUAUGUUGAUGCUGUAGGGUUUACUAAAUCACACGGUAAAACCCGGUUAAAUUGGGUCCUAUAAGGCGAGAAAGAUCAUAAACGCGUCGGACGGUGAGAGAUUACCUGAUCGUCCGGCUAAAACUAAUACUUGACAUUAGACACAUGACAGAUAUAGGUCAUCACAUAAUGGCCUGGACGUGCCUUAGUCGUUUCGGUAUAAUGAACAUCAAUUCGUUUAUUCCUUUUAUUAUUUUAUUAUGCGAUCGAGUCUCGGUCUAGCUGAUUUGGGGCGCUAAUAUAUGAUUGUUUACAGAUUAAAACUAAAAGUUAAAUCAUUUCAUAUCCAUAUUUUAGAUUUAUUCGUUUCCAAGAUAGAAAUAACGUAUCACUAGCUUAAACAGUACAUCUAUACCAUUUAAUUUUAUCGUAAUUAGCACAAGACCUUUAAUUUCUCUACACGUCAAAAAAAUCAAAGCCAAGGUAUCCGUAGCGUAUACGUAUUACGUAAUACGUAUUAAAAAAGCUUAUAAAUAGGUCAAUUAUCCAUUUUUAAAAGAACUCACAGUGCAUUCUGGGACUGUUUGGGAAGACGAAAAUCAUGAUGACAGACAUGAAAUAUCUGAAAGAUGACAAAUAUGUAUUAUCGAUGUCAACUUUUACACGCGAUCAAAAACUCUAACAUCUAAUCAUAAAUCAUCAAAGUUGGCAUCGAAAUGACACGGGGACAUAAUUUGAAACUUUACUAUCAUAACGUGAGGCAAUAUCGACGUUAAUAGCGAGACUUUGACAAGCGAAGAAAUUUCAUAGAUUAUCCGCUCAAUUAAACACCGUUAUUUCAUUCAUAUACUAAAACAACAGUGACCAUCUAAUAUAGACCUUACAUGCAUGUUAAAAAAAAGGCAUGUCAAAACUGUUUAGUUUACAUUGGAGACGCUAAAUUCAAUAUUUUCCAGUUUUUUCCAUCUUGUAGCCAUAAAAAUGAAUAGAAAAAGUUAAUUUAUCAGUGUAGACCUUAUUCAGUGACGAGGUCAUUAAUUGGGAGAUUAUUCUAGUGCCUGUUACGUUCACAAGAUCCAAUAUUUCAAUUUUGUUGAACAAGUCCACUACUGACGCAAAGUGUGUAGCGUGUUAUUGAUAAAGCAGUACUGCAUUGGGUCCAGUGGACUGCCCAUAAUCAUUGCAAGUCAACGAUUUAUUAAAUUUAUCCGGUUUCCUUUUCUUGCUCUUUACCCUGGAAUAUGUAGUUGGAAAACUUCGCAAUCGGUCCACCGUUCGUAUGAAUGAUUGUCUUCAUAGUUUAUCAGCAGCACUUAUUUCAGCGUUACCAAGGUUUCUAGUCACCAGCUUGGAUACUACUGUAUACUCUCUUGUUUAUCGUGCUAUUUACCAAACAACGACUCCUGAUAAUCCAUCAUCAUUCCGUCAAUGGAUCAUGAUUUUUCUGGCUGCUGACUUUGGUUAUUAUUGGUUCCACCGAGCAGCUCAUGAAAUAAACAUUCUCUGGGCGGCACAUCAAGUUCAUCAUAGCUCCGAGGACAUUAAUAUUGCUGUAUCAGUACGACAAAGUGUUGUACAACAGUUUUUUACUUGGAUAUUUUACUUACCACUGGCAUUGAUUGGUAUCGCCCCAUCAAUACUGAAAACUCAUUUGUGGUUUUCAUGUUUGUACCAAAUAUGGACACAUACUGAGGUUGUGGGUAAUCUUGGCCCGUUAGAAUACGUUUUUGUCACACCAGUACAUCAUCGUGUUCAUCACGGUCGAAAUCCUUAUUGCAUUGACAAAAAUUACGGCGGAAUAUUAAUCAUAUGGGAUCGGUUAUUCGGAACGUUUGUGGAAGAACAAGGAAACGAACCACCUGUUUAUGGCCUAGUUGUUGAGAGAGUGAAUCACUGGAACCCAAUUUGGACUCAGAUUUCUCAUUAUUGUUACCUGGUAAGAACAUUCUGGACAAUUCCGGGAAUUUCUAACAAGUUUUUCGUACUUUUCAAUGGUCCAAGUUGGUCGCCCGGACAGUCAAGGCUAGGGGAUGAAACUAAAUAUGAAGAAAUAGAAUAUCCUGUUACAAAAUAUGACAAGACGCUACCACGUUUGACUAAAUUUUACGUAUUGGGUCACUUUCUCCUUGUUCUAUUUGUUUAUUAUAAACAUCUUGAAAUUUCUCAGUCAUGUUCCGUUUACCAAACAAUCGCUGUUGUUACAUACUUGUUGUUUGCGUUAACAACAUUUGGAGCGCUUUUUGAUCACAAAUGGUAUGGACCAACAUUGGAAGCAGUUCGUUGCAUUGUUUACAUUAUAUUGGAUUCUUCAAAAAAGACAUACUACUUGCAACAAAACCAUGGAUCUCCAAAGGUAAAGUACGAGCCAACAUCAGGAUUCAUGCAUUCCAUUUUCAUAAUAUCUUUCGCAAUGUGGUUCUUUGUGGAAACGAUGAAAAUUAACUGGACAGGAACUGACGGAACUCCAGAGGAAAACAAGAAAUAUUCCAGAGACGAGCGAUUUGGGAAUCUUGACGCAAAUAAAAACAUACUUUCAAAUGCCGAUAUCAUUUACUUGCAGUGCUCAAAGUGAAGUAUACGAUGUAAUAAUACCAAAAUAUAAUCACGCAUUUUAUUAUGUUAUUAGGAUUCAGUCCAGCAAUGUAAAUUAACUACGAAUUUAUCUCGCGUAUUGCACCACAAAAGAACAUAAUUUUCACUAUUACAAAAUAUUACAAAACAUAAGGAAAAUAAAAGACUGCUCCAUUGUUAGGUCAGCUUCUUGUAUAUAUACUU
Molecule: messenger RNA, 3011 nt
Organism: Dendronephthya gigantea
Lineage: Eukaryota; Metazoa; Cnidaria; Anthozoa; Malacalcyonacea; Nephtheidae
Product: alkylglycerol monooxygenase-like
Exons: 15
Coding region: 1516-2808 (430 amino acids)
Biological process (GO): lipid biosynthetic process
Cellular component (GO): endoplasmic reticulum
Molecular function (GO): oxidoreductase activity; iron ion binding
Source: RefSeq, a predicted model, not a curated record